Entamoeba invadens IP1 is the source of this 1569-nucleotide messenger RNA. RefSeq lists its product as hypothetical. Bases 1 to 1569 code for a protein of 522 amino acids. Lineage: Eukaryota; Evosea; Mastigamoebida; Endamoebidae. The record is from RefSeq and is a predicted model, not a curated record. The transcript has 4 exons.
AUGGAAGAGCGUAAGGAAAGUUCACUGGAAGAUGUCGAAUUACAAGAGGAAGGCGUUGUGCAAGACGAAACUGUUCUUCCAGAAAGUACUGAUUCUCUACAAAAAGAGGGUGUAUCCGAGCCAACAGAGACACAAGGGAUUGUAAGUGGUAUCGACAACAAAGAAGUCAAGGCUGAAGCGAAUAGUUACUCGUUGGGUGCUGGGUUUGCCACUGUUGUGAAUUCCAUUAUUGGUACAGGUGUCUUUGGUAUACCUUUAGGUUUUUAUAGUGCGGGUAUACCUUUAUCCGGCAUUUCUUUAUUCAUCUUCUUUGUUCUCAAUGUGAUCACAAUGAAUUACUUGUUGGAAGGGAUGGCAAGGUCUGAAGGGAAAGAAGAACUGAAGGAGACUGGUGCUGAAAAUGACUUUGAAGUGACUCCAGUGAAUGAAAUCAAGUAUCGGCUGUUUGACAUAACUGCACUUGGGUAUCAAUGGGGUGGACAGCCUUUUAAGUGGUUUAAUUUUGCGUGUAUGGUGUUAUACAUCUAUGGUGGGUUAUGGGCUUAUGUUGCAACGGCCACAAGUACACUCUCCACUAUAUUCUGGAUGGUAUACGGAGAACCAGAUCGUUGUGUCGACAAAAGUGGCAAGUGGGAGUGUCAAUUGUCAUAUUAUACGUGUUUGAUACUCUACUCUGUUAUCGUUCUAUCUCUCAGUUUUGUUGAUUUGUCAAAACAAGGUAAACUUCAGAUGAUCUUGACGUUCUAUAGAUUUUUUACGUUUGGCAUUAUGUUGGUCACGUGUGUUGUACAAUUGAGUAUUGGAGGACCUAUUGGCACUGAUACCACUUUUCUCUACAAGUUCAAAUUUGUUGGAUUUGGGACCAUGUUUACACACACUGCAUUUGCACUAACUUGUCACCAUUUAAUUCCAGACGCAGUGACUCCUGUGAACAAUAAGAAGUUUGUCUUUUGGACGACAAGUGGAGCGAUGAUAGUGAGUGCUAUCUUUUACUUUUUGGUAGGGUUAAUCUGUUCUUGGACUUUUGGAGAGACUGUCGUGUCGCCAAUAACCAACAAAUGGUCUAAAUAUAACGGCCGUGAUGGUGGGUGGGGUUCUGGUUCAACUGCUUGGUAUGCCUAUCCAAUACAAUACAUGGUUCUCUUGUUUCCAGUUAUCAAUUUGUGUAACUCAUACCCAUUGAUGGCAACGGCGCUCUCCUCUAAUUUGCGCAAUUGUUUUACUAAGAAAUUUUCAACUGGUCAUCCUAAAUGGACAAAAGUAUUUUGCAAGCUUCUUGCAUUCGUUCCUGGUAUUUUAUUUGCCUGUGCAGUGGGGUCUCUACAAAUCAUAUUUGACAUUUCUGGAUUAUUAGCUCUUUUCCUUGCUUUUACCAUCCCCUCUCUCGUGGAAAUACUCUCAAUUUUCAAAGAUCGGAAGUUUUAUGGUAAAGGCAGUGAGAAGACACCAUAUUCUUUCAAGGUAUUUGGGAACUACUAUGUGUCUGCUGUGCUCUUUGUCCUGUCUUUCAUAUUUCUUGGGAUGUCGAUAUACUUCCUCAUUGCUGAGCAGAUUGAAAAGCACAAGUGA